CAAAUUCCCUCUAGCUCGUCAACAAGAACAAAACCCAAGGAUUGGCAUAUUUGGGCCCCAAUCCGGCCCAGAUUCUUCCUCGGCCGGUCCAUUAAGCUGACUUGCCUCCCCCAGUCUGUUUCCGGCGUCUUUCCCAUCGGCGCAUCUUUCUCCGGCGAAAAAACAAGUUACAGGUUCCCCUCUGUAUUUCUGUUGCUCUCUCAUUCUUCAAGCAGCUGAUUUCAAUUUUCCCACAAUUAUAAAUCCACCAUAUCUAGAAUUCAAUUUCUUAUGAGAAAAUUAUGUUUCUUCCAUCAAUUUCUCGCCUAUUCGCCGAUACUAAACCAGUCAAUAAGGCAAUUUUUUCACUCAAAUUGGUACAUUUAUUCAGCACUUCUUCAUCAUCAGCUGGAGAAUUCUUGAGUCAUUUGCUGAAAAAUAAAAACGGGUCGGGUAUGGAGAGGACAUUGAGCGCAGUCAGGGCUAAACUAGAUGCUCGAUGCGUUGAUGAAGUAUUAGAGAAAUGUGCUGUUGAUGAUCCCCAAAUGGGUCUGAGAUUCUUCAUUUGGGCUGGUCUUCAAUCCAGCUAUAGACACAGUAGUUACAUGUACAGUAGAGCUUAUAAACUGCUUGGAGUGGAUCAUAAACCGCAAAUUAUUCGAGAUGUAAUUGAAGCUUAUAGGCUGCAGAAAUAUGUCACAAGUGCCAAGAUGUUUAAAGUUGUAUUGAAUUUGUGUAGAGAGGGAAAAGAUGCAAUCUUGGGCUUGUGGGUGUUGAGGAAAAUGAAAGAAUCCAAUUGUAGCCCGGAUACAACUAUGUAUAAUGUAGUUAUUCGAUUAUUAUGUGAGAAGGGAGAUAUGGAUGAGGCAAUGGGUUUGAUGAGAGAGAUGGACCUGAUUGAUCUUUAUCCUGAUAUGAUCACCUAUGUCGUGAUGAUUAAGGGAUUGUCUGAUGUGGGUAGGUUGGAAGAAGCUUGUGGAUUAAUUAAAGCUAUGAAGGGACAUGGAUGCAUACCAAAUACGGUUACCUAUUCAACUCUUCUUGAUGGGAUUUGUAGGUUCGGGAAUUUGGAAAGGGCACUUGAGUUAUUGAGAGAAAUGGAAAAAGACGGUGGGCAGUGUAAGCCCAACGUCGUUACAUAUACUACCGUGGCUCAAAAUUUUGUUGAGAAAUGUCAGUCAAUUGAAGCUUUAAGUAUUUUGGACCAAAUGAGGGAUUAUGGGUGUAAACCAAAUAGAGUACUUAUCUGUACUUUGAUUCAGGGUCUUUGCAAAGAGGGGCAUAUGGAGGAAGCUCAUAAGGUCAUUAACAGAGUAGCUGAUAGUGUUAUCCCUUAUGAUUCUUGCUAUAGCUUUUUAGUUCUAUCCUUGUUUCGGAUUGGAAAAGUCAAGGAGGCAGAAAUGUUUUUUAGGAGAAUGUUGACUGGUGGCCUAAAGCCUGAUGGCAUGACCUCAAGCACAAUAAUACGAUGGCUGUGUCAGCAAAAUCGGAUACUUGAUGGAUAUCAGUUGAUUGAUGUGAUUGAGCAGUCUGCAAGGGUAUCUUCUAUAGAUUCUGAUAUUUAUUCUAUACUUAUGGCUGGACUAUGCAAGGCAAAUCAUCUUGCGGAAGCUGCUAAGCUUGCUAGUGUGAUGGUAGGGAAAGGGAUUCAGCUCAAAGGUCCUUGUGUUAAGAAUGUAAUUGAAUGUCUUAGACUUUGUGGGAAAGAGGAUUUAGCUUCAAGCAUUGGUAACAUUAAGAGCUGAUGAAUGUUGAGAUUGUAUUAAUAUGUUGAUCCUACUUGUGCACCAAACAGUCCCCUCGCUCUUGAGAUUGACAGUCAGUUAUAUCGAAUAUUCCACCUAAUUGAAUUCUUCUUCUGUUUUGUGCAAUCAAUAAAUGUUGGUGCUAUGUGCAAAAAACUUGGUCAUC
Messenger RNA from Solanum dulcamara, 1890 nucleotides. RefSeq names its product pentatricopeptide repeat-containing protein At5g47360. Lineage: Eukaryota; Viridiplantae; Streptophyta; Magnoliopsida; Solanales; Solanaceae. The record is from RefSeq and is a predicted model, not a curated record. Gene Ontology annotation, molecular function: protein binding. The coding region runs from base 282 to 1724 and encodes 480 amino acids. The transcript has a single exon.